Fopius arisanus is the source of this 1183-nucleotide messenger RNA. RefSeq names its product ADP-ribosylation factor 6 (gene Arf51F). NCBI's taxonomy places the organism in Eukaryota, Metazoa, Arthropoda, Insecta, Hymenoptera, Braconidae. Gene Ontology annotation, cellular component: cytoplasm. Gene Ontology annotation, molecular function: GTPase activity; GTP binding. Gene Ontology annotation, biological process: intracellular protein transport; vesicle-mediated transport. The record is from RefSeq and is a predicted model, not a curated record. The transcript has 5 exons. The coding region runs from base 152 to 679 and encodes 175 amino acids.
GUGGGUGUUUUAGUGGGUAUAAUGGGCAUUGAAUGGCAUAAAUGAUUGUGAAUAUGAUGUGUUGUGAUGUACCCGUUUGUUGAUGAUAAAUUAUUGCUACGGUGUAGAUGCUUUUUGGUACAGAUUACGACGGAAUUAGUGGGCCAUCAAGAUGGGCAAACUUUUGUCGAAGAUAUUUGGCAAUAAGGAGAUGCGGAUUCUCAUGUUGGGACUCGAUGCAGCUGGGAAAACGACUAUACUGUAUAAAUUAAAAUUGGGACAAUCUGUCACAACAAUACCCACUGUAGGAUUUAAUGUAGAGACUGUAACGUAUAAAAACGUUAAAUUCAAUGUCUGGGACGUGGGCGGGCAAGAUAAAAUACGUCCGUUGUGGCGUCAUUACUACACUGGUACUCAAGGACUUAUAUUUGUAGUUGACUGCGCUGAUCGGGACAGAAUUGAUGAGGCACGCCAGGAAUUACACCGAAUCAUUAAUGACAGAGAGAUGCGAGAUGCUAUUAUUUUAAUAUUUGCUAAUAAACAAGAUCUUCCUGACGCUAUGAAACCACACGAGAUACAAGAAAAACUUGGAUUAACAAGAAUACGAGACAGAAAUUGGUACGUUCAACCAUCGUGCGCAACGACUGGUGAUGGACUCUACGAGGGCCUUACAUGGUUAACUAGUAAUCACAAAUUAUGAACUAUUAGUUAGUCCUCUCCAUUAAUCGUGGAUUUCGUAAAAUCUAAAAGACAACAGGUUUUAUCUAUUAAAAAAAAAGAAUGAAAAAAAAAACAAGAAAAAAAGCUAAAUGCAAGAAAACAAAAAUUAUAACAAAAAUGGCAAAAGGCAGUAAGCAAUUUUAUGUCAACCUCAAUCGAGGAGUUAGCUACAAUACACAUGCAGAGAGGUUGAUGUGGCACAUUUGCCUGCCCUGUGCAAACUAAAUGAACGUGAAGGAAUGUGAAUCUAAUGUACAAUGGCGUUUCAGUUAUGUGUAGAAUGGGUCGACGGCCUGUGGUAAAGGAAAAUGUAGGGUGGAGGGGGGUUUCUAUUCACACAAUCCACCGUUCAACAACGAGCCAUAAAUGUCUUAUCGAGAUGAUACUUUCAAUUCUUCGUUGUACAGCGCUCUCGAAGUUUAUUAUAAAUGAGGUACCAAAAAAGGAAAUAAAACAAAAAUGAAAGAAUGCUAUAAAGCGAAAA